Molecule: messenger RNA, 3154 nt
Organism: Syngnathus acus (greater pipefish)
Lineage: Eukaryota; Metazoa; Chordata; Actinopteri; Syngnathiformes; Syngnathidae
Gene: ndrg1a
Product: N-myc downstream regulated 1a
Exons: 14
Coding region: 1088-2236 (382 amino acids)
Biological process (GO): signal transduction
Cellular component (GO): cytoplasm
Source: RefSeq, a predicted model, not a curated record
GGGACAUUUAUUAGCUCGCUAUCAAAUUACACUAGCACUGAUUAGCCAUCUUAUCUGGACCGGCGACCUUUGUCACAUGACCCAGUUAGCUUGGGCCGGCCUAGCACCAUCUAGCAGCAAAAUGAGUAAGCGAUCAUCAUCGUCACGGUGAUCUCGUUUUCCCACAAAUCAAAUAUGGGCUUGGCUAAUCAAGUUUGCCUGCUUCUGUAUGUCGGCUUUUUUCUACGGCGAUUUGGUAAUUAUUUUGUUUAUUCAAAUGUAUUCUUUUGUUAUAUGAACAUUUAUGUCUUCAUAUAAAGAUCUUUGGAAAACUCAGAUAUGUUCCUUCCGUGCUGAAAGGUACCUGACAACAUAAGCACAGCCUUUUUUGUCGUGCCUUAGGCAGAUCGAUUUCAUCACAGUGGUGAUUGCAGACAAACGCAGCAACUUGUUUGUGCCACGAAGGUGGCGGGAUUACGACUCGCCCGGGCCCAGCCUACGUGCUGGUGUGCUCGUGCGGCGUGGGCGUGGUCGCAGAUGACGCCUGGGUGUUUACGUCUGGUAAACGGGUCAUCCUCGUCUCUCACUUGAGGAGGAUGAAAAACAAAAGUAGGAAAAUCAACAAGCACAAAGGUGCCAUUGGUGUGUAUGUUGAAAUCUGACAUCCACGCAAACAUAUAUUUUGCAAAUGAUUGAAACAAGAUCUUACUGUGUUACAAUUGGUGUGGUUCAAGAGUAGUCCCCUGUGGUGCCCCUCAUGCUUCUGACCUUCUAUUAACUCGAGGGACACUUUUAUAAAUUGGACUUAUUCCCUUGACUGGUAGAAUAUUUUCAGAAUCUCACAGCUGCACAAACACACAGCAUCUUUGUUUUGUCGGCCAUUUUAAGAAGACUGUUGGUGAACGACCGCGAACCCGCCGCCUGGUCCCGACAAUCCAAUUUAAGGAUCUCUCCAUCUGGAUUUAGCUUGUUUUGACCGGGUCGCAAGGCACCACGGGAGGUCAGGGGGCUUACGGCUUAGCGCUAUAAACGCCUCGAACCGAUCCGCGCCACCCAGCCUGCACUUGGGACCUUCGCCGUUCGUACCCAUCUCGAGUUUCCCGCAAAGAUGGUUCUGGACGAUUCCGACGUGGAGAUGAUUGUGGCCGACGUUGAAGUUGCAGAGCAUGACGUGGAGACGGCGUAUGGACGACUCCACUGCACCAUGCGGGGCAUUCCCAAAGGCGAGCGGCCCGUCAUCCUCACCUUUCACGACAUCGGGCUCAACCACAAGACGUGCUGGGACUCGCUGUUCCAGCAUGAGGACAUGCUGGAGAUCCUGCACCACUUUGCUGUGUGUCACGUGGAUGCGCUGGGGCAGCAUGAGGGCGCCAACACCUUUUCUACCGGCUACGAGUAUCCGUCCAUGGACGAGCUCUCCGAGACGCUCCCGCUGGUGCUGAAGCAUUUUGGGCUGAAGUCUGUUAUUGGAUUAGGGAUGGGAGCCGGAGCUUUCAUGCUGACCAAAUUUGCUCUGGAGUACCCGAAAAUGGUGGAAGGUUUGGUGCUGAUCAACAUCAACCCGUGCGCCGAGGGCUGGAUGGACUGGGCUGCGCACAAGAUUAGUGGCUGGACCCACGCCUUGCCCGACCUGAUUAUCAGCCACCUCUUCGGAAAGGAGGAGAUCCACCACAACCAGGACAUGGUGGCCACAUACCGCCACCAUGUGAUGAGGGACAUGAACCAGUUCAACCUGCAGCUCUUCGUCAAGGCCUACGAAAGUCGGCGGGACCUGGAGAUCGAGAGGCCGGUGCCAGGAAGCAACACCAGAACCCUCAAGUGUCCUUCCCUUUUGGUGGUCGGGGACAGCUCGCCUGCCGUGGAUGCCGUGGUGGAGUGCAACACCAAACUGGACCCCACAAAAGCGACCCUGCUUAAGAUGGCCGACUGUGGAGGCAUGCCCCAGAUUGACCAGCCCGCCAAGCUGACGGAGGCGUUUAAGUACUUCAUUCAGGGCAUGGGAUACAUGCCGUCAGCCAGUAUGACCCGCCUGGUGCGCUCUCGCACGGCCUCGGGUUCCAGCGUGACAUCCUUCGAGGGUUCACGCUCGCGCUCACACACCCACGAGGGCAACCGCUCGCGCGCGCACACCAAUGAGGGCCCGCGCUCACGCUCACACACGGCCGAGCACCUGCGGGGUCACACCCCUGCCGCCGCCACCGACGCUGCCCCCGCCGUGGACCAGGGCAUGCUCAAGACCCCCGAAGUCUCCUGCUAAUCCCGUCGCAAUUAACUCCCUUUUUGUUUGCUGUACCUACCACUGUCAAAAGUUUUGUUUUUUUCAUCUAGAUUAAGAGGGUUGGACCUAAGAUUUCGGGUUUGGUGAUGAUGUAGCGUGUAGGGGCAUCGCUAGUGGCUGACAGAGCACAGAGGAAGCUUGUUGUGCAUCAUUAUUUGUCUCCGUUUUUAGUACCAAAAUGGACAAAUAUUCACAUACGAUCAGUUGUCCACAUGCAAAAAUCUCUUCAAAUAAUAAUCAGAUCAGAGAGCACGGCGCCAUCUGCUGGGUGGCACGACCGCUCCCUUCAGCUCUUGCUGCCCUCGUGGACCACGCCAUGCCAACGGCAACUUUUUAACAAGAUUUUCUUCAAACGUAUUAAGGAAGGUUGAACCAGUUGAGUCUGGAGAUGACGUGGUAGGUUGGAGGGGGUGGGGGUGAAGGAGAGCGCAGCGGAAGCUAGCUUUUUAAGCAUCAUUUUAGCUCAUCCUGUUUUUAUUUUGACAAUACUGACAUGCAUUUUAUUUCCUUCCGCUCGAAAAACUUUUGGGAGAAAGACGAAAAUACGUUAAGGGACAUGAGUUGCUUUUUUGUAAUCCAUACCACCAAAUCGAAAAGCUUUAUUAACAACGCCGGCAGACAAACGAUUAACUGUUUUUAUAAGGGUUUUUUUUUCAAUACAAUCAAGCACAAGGGAACAAAGCGUUGCCAUGUAGUCGUUGACAUUUCUGCGGCUUGUCAUUUUGUUGUCAUUAAUAACGGCGUCAUGCUCUGUCGCUCUGACUUGCCACUUGCACUACGUUGGCAAACGUUUGCUUUUGUAGGAGCUGUGUAAAGAUGCUGCUGCUCGAGCGGCAUAACAGUUUGUAUUUAUUAAGAAAAAAAUGACAUUAAAAAAUGACUGUGUAACUCAGAUGA